AUGUCUCGGCACGUACGCGACAUCAAAUGGCAUCACCAUCGCAUAGCGCGCAGAGGUCCUGUUGAGGACCCUACUCCCGUGUUGGAGAGCGUUGAUGAUAUCUGGACGCAGAGCAAUAUACUGCAUGCGCGUGCGGCUACGUCCACAUGUAAAGCAGGGGAUGAUUCGCCGGAAUGUGAACUGCCUGCUGGUGCUGCCAGCAAGCUUCCCCUGAUAUUGGGUGCAGCUGUUCCCAUAUUAGUGGCUGUGGUGGUCUUGUUGUUUCUGCAUCGCCGACACAUGCGAAAACUCAAGGAGGAGGAACAGACGGAUAAGACCAAGAGCAUGGACUUUGGCAUGGGCAAUUCUCAUGCGAGAAUGGCUUCGCUCAAUGGAGGGGAGAAGAUGGGCAGUCGCAGUCGUAAACAGAUGUCGAUGGACUUGGAUACCGUAAUCUCGCCCUACCUGAUGCCGAACGGACUCAACGGUUCCCACGACACCCUGCAUUCCAUCUCCCGUACGGUUCACAGCGUCGAGGACCGUUACGGUCUUCCCUCCGAGACCACCCCGCGAUCGCCCCGAACCGCAGCCCGCCAACGGGACUCGUCCAUGUACACCCGCUCGACCAGACAGGAUGACAGCCCGGACGGAUCUCGGUCCGACAUGGAUUUUGGCCUUCUCAACGGUGCCCAAAAGAUGCCGACUUCUUCUCCUCCUCGUGGUUCUUCCCUCGGUCGCUCGAUUUCGCCCGUUCCUCAGAUUGCAUUCCCCCCACGCGCCAAAUCUCCCGAAUUCCGAGGCAAUCCCCAGGAACGCCCUGGUCCUGGAGUUCCCUCGGCUCUCAAAGUCGGCAGUGCUGUCUCCUCCUCGGAACGCAGCGGAUCACCAUUCGCUGACCCCAUCAUCACCCCACCCACGGACAACAACAGGCCUAAUUCCGACGCACCUAGCGAAUAUGGAGGAGAAGGAAUUCAGUUCAGAUUCUCCGACGCUUCAAUCGACGAGCAAGUCAAGAAACAACCAGUGCAAUCGAAGCCCCCUACUGAUGCCCGCAAGAGUCUGGCUCCUGCUGCUAUGGAUGGACGCAGACUCUCUAUGGGCUCUAGACCGUUGCCUCCGGAUGCGAACCCCGAGGACACUGCUGAGGAGCGUGCCAUGCGUAUCAGGUCCUUCUACAAGGAAUACUUUUCUGGCGACGAAAUCACUGCUGAUGCACCUCCCAUGCCUGCACCCCCGGCCAGAUAUCAGGAUGAAUACCGCCAAGAGUUCAACUCCAACGGUUUUGAUGACACUACCGUCUUUGAUUCGGAGACGGGUCGUUUCAUCGUGCCUGGGUCCAAGCCAUUCGCCGAGCCAGUAACCCGCCGUGCCAUGACUCCUCCUCCCCGUGCGCCGCCGCGCUUCAUGGGUCCGGCCGCCGGUGGACCUGGAUCUCGUUCUCGUGCUGGCUCAGCUGCUGGUGGACGCAUGCCCCCACCAGGUCCUCGUAGUUUCUCCUCCGCCAGUGGGCAUCCCGGACAACAGCAGCCAAGACGGCCGAUGGCGCCCCCAAAGCCCCUCAACGUUAUGCCCACACCAUCGAUGCUCAACGAAGAUGCCUUCAACUCACCGCACAUGUUUGCGCCCCCUGUGCGUGUCCCUCGCGAGGAGUCGGACUUCGACAGCGGUCGUGGAGGACUCCGCCCGUACUCGCCCGCAUUCUCACCGCACGUGCCGCUCGCCUCGGCGUUCGAGGACCUGCCAUCCAUGCCCAGUCCCCACGCGCUCCGCAAGUCGACUGCCUUCACGGCGCUUGACUUUGCGCCGCCCAAGAAAUUCAAGAAUGAGGGUGAGAUGAGUGAUGCCGGCAGCAUCCACAGCACUCGAAGUGGUGUCUCGCAACAGCACACAGACAACAUUCGGAACGGUGCAUACCGCGUCUCGCGUCUCCCGACGGACGUAGUACCAUUGAAGGACGACAUGACGGCGGGUCUCAGGCCGACAUGGGAUCUUGGAUAUGGAAAGAGCGGAUAA
Molecule: messenger RNA, 1992 nt
Organism: Tricharina praecox
Lineage: Eukaryota; Fungi; Ascomycota; Pezizomycetes; Pezizales; Pyronemataceae
Exons: 2
Coding region: 1-1992 (663 amino acids)
Source: RefSeq, a predicted model, not a curated record